CCUUCACAGCUCACAGCAAACUUAAAACAUUCAGCAAUGGCACUCCGAGGCUCCCCUCUUGUGUUCAUCCUCGUUCUCUUCGUUGCAGUCGGCUUCCUCGAACACUGCACCGAGGCUCGACAUCACCCUCACCGGCCAUCGAAGCCUCACCAUCCUACAGACACCCUGCCUUCGAGCACAAUGCCAACUAUCCCCACAGCUCUGCCUCCGGGUGCAAUCCCCAUCGUCCCUGCAGUUCCCACUACUCCAACGAUAGGUGGUGGUGGUGGCUCCUCAUUCCCUCUUAUUCCCGGGAUACCAUCGAUACCAUCAAUUCCAGGGAUGCCAUCGAACCCAUCAGUUCCAACGAUUCCGACGAUCCCCACAAUCCCAACGAUUCCAUCCAUUCCGACCAUCCCAACGGUCCCCUCCAUUCGGCCACCUCCCUGAAAGGCUCGAUUUUUCGCAAUGUUUAUGGUAUAGCUAGCUUGAAAAUGUAGCUGGCUUGUUCACUAUGUUAUACGUGUGCCUAUCUAGCUUUACUUGUACUGUCUUUACCUCUUGAAGUUUGCUCGAUCGUAUGAUUAGGGAACCUGUUUACCUAUUCCCACAUGAGUUUUAUGCGCAGUGAAAUAAUAUGACAGAUCCUUUUUUUCUGCUUAUCAUUUUGCUGCCUAUCGUUUAUUUAAUAAUGUUUCAUUCAUGGUCCUUACUAAUGAGGUAGACUCGUCACUCAUGCUUCUUAAACACUUCGUUGAUGACUAAUAUGUGCUUAAUAAGCAAGAUAAUGGUUUGGGCCGAAACUUCCAAGGCCCAUACAAUUAAAAUCACAUGACUUUGGGCCGAAAGUUUGCAGGCCCAAACAAUUCGACUCAGUCCCAAGCCAGUGCUCAGAGUCAGUAGCCACCCACCACCAUUCAAACAAGAUAAUAAAAGCAGAGAUCCCUCUCGAUCUCAUUCUUCAUUUUCAGUUCAGCUACAAAAUAGAUUCCCAAAAUCCCCAAAUGGGAAGUGCUCUCUCUCUCUCCCUCUGUCUCUCUCUUCCAACCCUAACCAAAAAUCCAAAAUCCUCCCCUGUUCCGAGGAAAGCAAUUUUGGAGCCAUCUGGUCCUUUCUCUGUUCACAAUCGGAUCUGCCACUGUUUGAAAUUCACGACGUCUGCAUCUCCGUAUUCCUGUUUGUUCAAUUCUUGUGUUUCUCUUUUGUUUCGUUACGUUUUGUGGUAAAGUUGCGUUUCAUUUCAUGGAUGAAACUGGGAUUUGGGAGGGAAGGGGGGGAAAAGAGAGAUGUGAUGAUUGUGUGACAAUCCAAUUCCGAGGCAUCGAAAUGGAUACUUCCUCCAUUGAGACUGAUGACCACUAUUAUACGCACCUGAUCUCUCUCCCCCCCCCUUAAUCCCAAUUCGUUUGAUUGAAUUCGAAGUUUUGAUUGAAAGAACAUGGUUGUGGAUCGUUUGUGCAGUCGAUGAAAUGUGGGAUUGUGAUUUUGUUUUGAUUGUCGUCUCUUUAUGUUCGGCUUGAAUCUAAAAAUUUUGCUCUGUGAAAUUUGUAUGUCAAAUUCUUUUAAUGGUGGCUCGAUCCAUGUCGACUAUCAUCCUGAUCUUGAAAGGGCUUCUUACUUUGUGUAUUUUGAUGAGUCGAGUAUUGUUGGUUGAAAGCACUAAAAAAGACUCUCUUCUGUAUAAGAGUUGUUUGUUUCAAAGCCUACACGUAAGUGCAAAAGUCCACUCAACAUUUUACACCUUGUUGGGUAUCUAUGUAAUAGACAGGCACACUCUCUUUAAAAUGUUCAUUUUUCACGUACCUUGGUCUAAUUUGAUCAUCGGAGUCUAUCAUCGUAUUGCAAUCCCAAAUUAUGAGAGAAAAAGAUCAAACUAAUGGGCAAGCUGAGUAAUGAACCUACACAUUUGAGUAUGGUUCUCGACUUAAUAAUCACUCAGCCAGCCCCAAGGAUAUGGUCUAGUGGUAAUGUAGGUCGUGAAUAUCCAUCACACUCUAUGUUCGAAUCUUGAAGUCAACAAACGAAAAAAAAUAUUAUCUCACAGGCCGAAACAUAUAAUCAAUUGAGAUUUUGACAAGCAAACAACUUUGAAAUCGUGUUUUUAACGAAUAAACAUUUUUUUAUAAG
Messenger RNA from Linum trigynum, 2106 nucleotides. The record is from the annotation of a GenBank genome assembly. NCBI's taxonomy places the organism in Eukaryota, Viridiplantae, Streptophyta, Magnoliopsida, Malpighiales, Linaceae.